GCUCGCGCUCCUCUCCGUCUGCAGUCUCCGUAGCUUUCACUGCAUGUCAGCGCGCGCGCUCUCUCUCUCUCCCCUCCUUCACAGCCAUUUUUCUUUUACACCCCGCCGGAACAGCAGCGCAGCGCAGCGCAGAGCCGGAAUACAGUGCGGGAGGAACUCGGGACUCUGCUUGACUAACCCCGGGGGGUCUCACUGCGGUUUGUGUGAGGGGAAGCUUGUAUUUAUUUAUUUAUUUAUUACAAUUUGUUUACCCCAGCGAUGUCGACAGCAGCAGCAGCUGCAGCAGCGGUGUGUGGCCCUGCUGCUGCCGCCGGCGGCGGCCCGAAUCCCGGAUCCGGAGCCGAGCUGGUCCGCGGGCAGGCCUUCGACGUCGGGCCACGGUACACCAACCUGUCCUACAUCGGCGAAGGCGCUUAUGGGAUGGUUUGUUCAGCGUAUGAUCGGGAUAAUAAAGUGCGCGUGGCCAUUAAGAAGAUCAGCCCUUUCGAGCACCAGACGUACUGCCAGCGCACUCUCCGCGAGAUCAAGAUCCUGCUCCGCUUCAAACACGAGAACAUCAUCGGCAUCAACGACAUCAUCCGUGCGCCCUCCAUCGACCAGAUGAAAGACGUCUACAUCGUGCAGGACCUGAUGGAGACCGAUCUGUACAAGCUGCUGAAGACGCAGCACCUCAGCAACGAUCACAUCUGCUACUUCCUGUACCAGAUCCUGCGUGGCCUGAAGUACAUCCACUCAGCCAACGUACUCCACAGAGACCUGAAGCCCUCUAACCUGCUGCUCAACACCACCUGCGAUCUCAAGAUCUGUGAUUUUGGACUCGCGCGUGUAGCCGACCCGGACCAUGAUCACACCGGGUUCCUCACAGAGUAUGUAGCUACACGCUGGUAUCGGGCCCCGGAGAUCAUGCUCAAUUCAAAGGGUUAUACCAAGUCCAUUGAUAUCUGGUCAGUGGGAUGUAUUCUGGCUGAAAUGCUCUCAAACAGACCCAUAUUUCCUGGCAAGCACUACCUGGACCAGCUCAAUCACAUUUUAGGUAUCCUUGGCUCACCCUCACAAGAAGACCUGAACUGCAUCAUCAACAUAAAGGCCAGAAACUACCUGCUCUCCCUGCCACUGCGCUGCAAAGUGCCCUGGAACCGCCUCUUCCCGACCGCCGACCCUAAAGCAUUGGAUCUGUUGGAUAAGAUGCUGACCUUUAACCCCCAUAAGAGGAUUGAGGUGGAGCAGGCCCUGGCACACCCUUAUCUGGAGCAGUACUACGACCCAACCGACGAGCCUGUCGCCGAGGCGCCGUUCAAAUUCGACAUGGAGCUUGACGACUUGCCCAAAGAGACCCUCAAGGCACUCAUCUUCGAAGAAACGGCGCGCUUCCAACCAGGCUACAGACCAUAACAUAACCAACUACAUGUCCUACAUCUUCAAAUUUCACUCUUCCCCAUACUGUUCUUCCUUUUUUUUUUUUUUUUUAGAUCAUUGUCAUCAUUACUAUUACACUGACUUUCCCCCCUUUUUAUUUUCUUCUGCUUUUUUUUUUCCCCUAAAUCAAAAUUGCUCUGGAUUUCCAUCUUGACUCCUUUCUUUCCUUCCCUUUCAGUCUUCAUCUGUCUCUUUCCUUGGUCUCUUCUGAGAUUUGAGUUUAGACAAAGGGUGUGUGUACAAUACGUGUGUGUGUGGUGAAAUACGGAGUGCAGGCUGACCAGAAUAUCGUCGAGGGUUUGCUUCUUCAGACGAAACUCUUUAUGCUUCAGUAAAAUCCUGUGAUCGUGUAACUGCUGUGCUUAAAUUUUUGGGAUUUUUUUUUUUUAAAGAGCUUCUCGUCAGUCUCACUCCCGCUUUCCUGUAAAGCCAUUUUCAAGUCAAGGCCAAAUUCGGGGAAAGAAAGAAACAAACCCACAGUUCAGUUUGCCAAGGUGCCGUAUGUGUAAGGCUUUUAAUUAACUUCUUUAGCUAACAUGCCACGUGCCAUUUAAAUAAUAUAAUAUAAUCAGUAGGGGGUCGUGUAGGUUUUUUUUUUUUUUUUUUUUAAAUUGUAUUACUGAUUUAGUAUAUUGUAGGUGUUCCUUAAAUGUUCCAGAUUGGUUGCUGUUUAGGGGAAAAAAUUCAAAAGAGCUCAAUCACCAAAGGAGGAAAAAAAACCCGGUUAUUUGGGCACCUUGGGGGUGAAAAGAAUAAUUUUUUUUUUUUUUGGGUCUGUAGAGUUAAGAGGUAGACGUCGAGGUGCAUAAGAUGUGCUCUGAAUCAUAUCGAAUCACACACAGGGAUGAAGAAAGGGUGGAAGGUCAAAUAUUCAUAAGGGGUAAUUUGUGGUUACAUGUUGCCACGUUUAAAAAAGAAAAAAGGGGUUAUUACUGAAACAUGAGCUAAAAAAGUGCAGUGCCUCGUCGUUUUUCUCUCGUAUAUCUUCAUGCCUCUCUUUGCUUUCCUUUUCCAGUGUGUGUCUGCCCUCUCUUUGUCUCUCGCCUUCUCUCAAUAAGACUGUGUCCUUGCAUGACUGUUAAAAGAAAAAAAAGCUUUCUAUACAAAGAACAUGGACCUGCCACACUGCUGGGGAUUCCACAUCGGGACUCUCAGGCCUUUUUUUUUUUUUUUUUUUCCCCCCCCUCCUUUUCUUGGUGGUGGUUGUUAGUUAUAUUUCCACCAUCUUUUCUUCUUUCUGUUGUUGUUAUUGUUGGUUUGGGUGUGUGUAGUGUGUGUUUGUUUUUUCCUUCAACUUUUUCAACCUUUUUAAGAGUUUCAGAGAGUAGAUUUUUUUUUUACAAAACCGAGUCAGGUUAACACGCAGAGAGAAAGAUGACGGAGUGAAGUCAGCGGUGUCUAGCCAUGGAGAUGUUGACUACACAGGAAACCUCACCUUUUACUCAGCGCCAAUCAAAGCCACGCUUUCUCGCUUUAACAAAUCAGUAAAAGUCGGCGUCGAGCGCAGAUCUACCAGCGUGUACCUGAAAGAGCUAACUAGCACUUAUCGAAUGGGGAGAAAAAAAAACUAACGAGGGUGGAGAAUGAGAAUUGGGAAUCAGAUCAGACUGCGCUUUCUUUGGUUCAUUUUAUAUCCAGCAUGAUGCCAUCCCAGGCUUGACCCAGCGUCAGGUGCUAAAGAGGAUGAUGUUCGGUUAAUUAGAGCAGAGAAAAUGGGAUUUAUUAUUUUUUUUUCUGUAUUAUUUUUUUUGUUGUUCCUGAAAAGCACUGCAAAAACCUGUAAGAUAGCUUCAGCCAAGUCCCUGUGCAGCCUGUCUGUUCUGUGUGCCUUUACUCAUUACGAAUAACGGUUUAUUAUCGUGCAGCUUCGUUUCGUCGGGGAUCAGUUGUGAUUUUUUGCGGUAUAUUCUUAAAUACAUAUAUAUAUUUAAAAAAGGAAGAAAAAAAAAGGAAAAAAAGUAAAAUCAACACAGAAAAAAAAUCUUAACUCUGAUUUCUGUCAUUUUAAGUCCACAGCUUUUGUGAAUUUUGUGAUGGAGUUUGGGAAGGUAUUAAUUAAUUAAGUAAUUAAUUAAAAAAUAAAGCUUUUAUUUCCACCUCAAGUUGAUCCACCACUCUUUUUUGGAGGCUUCUUGAGGGUUUUUUUUUUUUUUUUGGGAUGUUUUUGUGCAAGUCUUUUUUUUUUUUGUUUGUUUGGAUUUUUUCUUUUCUUUUUUUUAAUUGUAAACUGAAUGUUUCUAGUGGUUAUUAAUCUCGUUACAGAAUUGUAUCCAUGUAUUAAACUCUUCUGUAAAGUAAUGUUCUAAACAACGGAAGACUUUUGUUGUGGAUUUCUCUUACAGGUUGAACGUUUCCCCGCCUCUCCCUCGCCUCUGACCUUCACUGGAGGUGAGGUGGUGAUGUAAUCAUUGGGGGAAACAUUAUAAUUGAAUAUUAAAAUCUAUUAAAAUAUGUUGCACCUUGAAAAAGAAAAAAGUAAUUACAGGUUUGUCUUUGCUGCUGACAGACGAACCUUUUGUUUGGUUUUUUUUAAUGAUUAUUAUUAUUAUUAUUAUUAUUAUUAUCGGGUAAUUUAGCAUCUGCCAAGUCAUAUAACCUGAACACCAGAAUAAACACUGUAUCCUAU
Messenger RNA from Neoarius graeffei (lesser salmon catfish), 4042 nucleotides. It is a transcript of the gene mapk1, whose product is annotated as mitogen-activated protein kinase 1. The record is from RefSeq and is a predicted model, not a curated record. Gene Ontology annotation, biological process: intracellular signal transduction; protein phosphorylation. Gene Ontology annotation, molecular function: ATP binding; MAP kinase activity. NCBI's taxonomy places the organism in Eukaryota, Metazoa, Chordata, Actinopteri, Siluriformes, Ariidae. The transcript has 8 exons. Gene Ontology annotation, cellular component: nucleus; cytoplasm. The coding region runs from base 259 to 1392 and encodes 377 amino acids.